CAACAGCAGCAGUCAGGCAGGCAGGCAGGCAUGCAGUCAAGUCAAGACAGCAACGUCGACGGUGUGCUCUGAAGCCUCCUCCUCUUUCUUCAGCCAGCAUUCGAUUUCAGUACGAUUCCGUAUCGUAUCGGAUUCAUUCACCACUGAACAAGACAUUUAGCAUUUAGUUUGUAUUUGGUAAGCGUACGUUUCAGUUCUGUGGCAACUGUCGUCGGGUUAAGAACGUUGGAAACGCUUCUGAACAAAAAAAUUCACACUCACACAGAAGAGAGUAUCAAAAAUUUGCGAUAAAGUGCGCGAGAACCAUUAAAAACGUGUGAUUUCUAAUCAGUGCGCUGAAGCUAAGGAAAAUUUUGGAAUUGGUUUUCGGAGAUAAAUUUUUAUUUAUAUUAAAAACGCGGCCAAUGUUGCAUUUUUGUGGUGUUUCACAAACAACCAAUGUUGGAUUAUAAAUUAAACCCAUAUAUUUGGGGGAUACAAUGAGGCCAGAAAGAUACGAUGUUACCCCAGUUAACGCUCAAUGCCAAGAAUACUAUUUUACUUAUGGUAAUGUUUGCCUUUGUAGUUCCAGCCUAUACAAAAACAAAAGACUAUGUCUUAAUGCUAACGAACCACAACGACCGAGCGCUACAUAUAAAUGACGUCGGCAAGGUGACAGCAGCUAACAUAGCAUUUGCACAGCCCUUAACCAUGGAUAUAGUUGGUGAUCCAUUCAAUGGCGAUCCAUUCUUUAUAACGCUCUAUGCCAAACAAGUUGGGCUGUUCUUGUGCUUUCGGCGUGGCAGAUUAGUGGGACUGAAACAGCUCACCCGAGAUUGCCACUUUAGUGAGACAAUGGAACAUGGCCACUACAUGUACGCGAAUGCUUACAAUGCAACCCUGCGUGUCGGUUUCACGAAGCGUUUCAAGCCCAUUGGUCCAAAGCGGCUGCGGCAUGCACACAGCAUCAGCAAGGAUCACUUCCUCUUUGAGCGACGACAUUUGACAGAUAUUAUCACUAGUAGAAGCACCACCACAGCAACCACCACCACCACUACGCCUAGCACCACUACCACCACGACAACAACACAUACACCCAAAGCCACACGCAUCCAACGCAAUAGAAACAUAGCCCACAACCACAAUGAAAACAGCAACAAUGACAAUAGCCACGCGUUGAAGCCCUCCGUUGGGCUGAAGCGCCCGCAGCAACAACUGCAAGAAGAACUGCAUACAGAAGCUGCAAAGAGUAUUACUAAUGAUAAACAUAACAAUAAACAUAGUCAUAACGAGGAUAGUAGUGUAAACGAUUAUAAUAGCAACAAAAACAACAAGAGUACCCACAAUGUUCCACAGAGGCAGCAGCAGCAGCAGCAGCAGCCCUCAGCCGGUUUGCUGGAGGAGCGCUUGCGGAAGUUACAUGGCGCCGAGCAGCAUCCACUGCGUCACGACGGCAACAGUAUUAGAAAUAAAAACCGCCGGCGACGUUUGCAGAAUCGGCGCAAGCAACGCCAGAACCAACACAAUUUGCAGGCAAAGAAUCUGGUGCGCCAAAACCACAACAACAGCACAAAGAUGGCGCGACGCCGCCAGCAUGAGCGCGAGCAAUUGUUGCGCAAACAGAGUCGUCACCGACAGCAAGUGCAGGCGCGGCACGAGCAACAACAACGGCAACAGACGCCGCCACCGACGCGUGGCGCGGGCGAAGCGGCUAGUUCUACCGCUUCCACAGCGGCCUCUGCACUCACAGCCACUGCCGCCUCGUUGGUGCCCACAACACUAAUCGACAUUAUGGCCAUGCUGGCAGCUUCGCGACGUAAGCGCGGGCGGCGGAAAAAGGAAGCCACCGCAGAAGAAAACGAGAAUGCAACGACGGCGGCAGCGAGAACGGGUGGCCGAGCGCAUAGCGCGACACACGCGUCCGCCGACAUGCAAAUAGCGGUAUCACAAACAACCUUACAAAAUGUGGUGGCUAAGAAGCGAGGGACGGAAUGGCUGCCGCUGGACGAGGCGGAGGAGCAGGCGAAGGCGAGAGCGCAGGGUGAGGCAGCGCUGGGUGCUGCCACGGCUGGUGGGAUGAGUGGUGUGCGAAAUGAGAUGGAGGUGCAGCCGACGCACAGGCAUCGGCAUCAUCAUCAUCAGCUGCGGCCGCUGGCGUUAGACGCGGCCGCUGAACCAGUGAGCGCGGCGCAACAUGUUGCUGAGAAAGUUGCGCAGGCGCAGGCUCAGCCAAUAGAGCAACAGCAACCACAUGAAUACUCAAAUAGUUAUGUUAAUAGUAAUUUAAAUAGUAAUUAUAAAUUAAAAACUUAUUCUAAUGCUAAUAACGGUAAAGAUAAUGUUAAUGUUAAUAAUUAUGUUAAUGCAAUACCUGCCUUGCCAAAAAACUACUUAUACGAGAACACUCACCAGCGCACCGAUUAUGAUGUUCAUAGUCACGUAGAUGAUGAGGACGAUAAUGAUAACAAUUACAGUAACCGCAAUGCUAGAGCGCAUAGUGAAGCUGCUGGCGGCGAGCAUGAAGAGCCAGCUGCGAAAAGUGGUAGUCAUAGCGCCGCCAAUGGGCGUAGCAGCAGCAGCAGCAAUAGGAGUAGAAAAAGUAGUAGUAGUGAAAUAAGUAGCCAUAGCGAUAGUAUUAACCCUAGUAUGACUGAUUAUAGUAGUAACAGUAACUCUAAGUUUAGUCAAAAACAACAUCAACAACAACAGCAAGCACUUAGCCAUACCAGUAGUAGACGAAGAUAUCGACGACGAGCUGUUGCGACCGAGGCCACAAACGAAGCUGAGGCAGCAACAGCUCAUGACGAACGCGCCGACAGCGUACACGCUGAGGCGUAUGACGAUGUUGCUGACAAUAUUGGCGAUCGGCAUGUUGCUGAGCAACACCUGCCAGAUCAACAAGCGCAGCAACAAACAGAUUUGGUAAGCAGUGAAGAAGCUGCCGCGGAAGUAAUCACUACCGCAGCGAGUUUCGAGCGCCAAACAAAAGAAUAUAAUACGAAUACGAAUAAAAAAACAAAAACGAAUAUAAUAAAUGCGAAUAUAAAUACGAAUACCAAUAGCGGAGAUAAUAAAAGUAUAAUUGAUAACGUUAGUGUUAAUAGUAAUAUUAAGAAGGUAAAUUGUAAAGAUAAAGGCGAGCAAGUGAGUGCUGCAGUUGUUGCUGUUGACGAUGUAAAAAAAGACAAUAAUGUUAAGCGUAUUUUUUUUCGUAUACGCCUGCCGUUUUUUCGUCAACAUAGCAUCAAUAACAACAACACUAACAAUAAUAACAAUAAUAUUAUGUAUACUAUUAACAACAACAUUAAUAUGGAUGUCGUAGAUGAAGAAGAAGCUAAUGCUAAUCAAAUAAAUGCGAAUGCGAAUGCUAUGGCUAAUGCUAAUGCGAAUGCUUUUCAAACGCAACAACAACAAGCUGUUAAUAAUAUAAAUAUUAAUAACAAUGAAAUUAAUGUUGCUGCUGCUGUUGCUGCUGGUAAUGUAGCUUUUGCUAUUCAUUUAGCACGCGCAUAUAAUUAUUACGAUAAUCAAAAUGUUAUUGAUGCUAAUUACCAUGAUGGUAAUGAUGAUGACGAAAAUGUGCAUGCUGCAAAUAACGAUAAUAUUAAUAAUAAUAUUGAUCAUGUUUAUGAGCAUUUGUUUGCUGCUAAUCAUAAACGUUUUUUUCGUAGCUUAAAUUAUGCUAAUACUAAUCACAAUGUGAAUAACUAUACGAAUGAUAAUGAUGAUAAUGACCAAGGCGAUGAUGAUGAUAAUGAUGAAUGGAAAAGAAAUCAUAAUAAAUAUGAUAUGACUAUAGUACAAUACAGAUAUGUAGUUGUCUUUUAUUAA
Messenger RNA from Rhagoletis pomonella (apple maggot), 3810 nucleotides. RefSeq lists its product as uncharacterized. The record is from RefSeq and is a predicted model, not a curated record. NCBI's taxonomy places the organism in Eukaryota, Metazoa, Arthropoda, Insecta, Diptera, Tephritidae. The coding region runs from base 499 to 3810 and encodes 1103 amino acids. The transcript has 6 exons. Gene Ontology annotation, molecular function: growth factor activity.